This is a messenger RNA of Strongylocentrotus purpuratus (purple sea urchin), 12856 nucleotides long. Its product is annotated as coiled-coil domain-containing protein CG32809. The transcript is spliced from 20 exons. Lineage: Eukaryota; Metazoa; Echinodermata; Echinoidea; Camarodonta; Strongylocentrotidae. The record is from RefSeq and is a predicted model, not a curated record. Bases 904 to 6141 code for a protein of 1745 amino acids. Gene Ontology annotation, cellular component: cytoplasm.
GGUUUGGAAUGUGAGACUAAUUUGUGAACAUGCACAUGUAUUAGGAGGUACACAACUCUGUGCCUGCCUGACUCAACCAACCAUCCAUUGUAUCUUCAGGUGUUUAUUGGGGUACAAGCUCGCCAUUCAAACCCCCCUUGUUUCAUUUGUUGAUUCUGGACACGCAUGCUCCAUUACGUUUCCCCCAUCGUGUUUCAUUCGGCCAGCCGAGUUCAGCGGGGCAUGCAUGGACGCAACAUCCCUCGCAGGCAGGCAGCACAUCAAGGAUUUCAUUUUGUUUUCAUCCUCUCGAUCGAGCUCUGCGUAACCCGGCGAAUUAUUCAAAGCUUCGAAGACCUUUGCCUGAAUUGGAGGUAAAUUUGUAGUGGGAGACGCGACGCUGACGUGGGUGAGAUCGGCGAAUAGAUGUCAAUUUCUGCUUUAUCUGAUAGUGAGAGGUACAUGUCUCCAAUUUGACUGCGUCGAUCGUGUUGGUUAUGUGAGAUCGAGAGUAACACCGCUUGGACUUAUACUGUGGAUAUAUUCACUGGAUAUAAUUAUACGCCUGCAUUCAAUGACAUCUGUAUGGCAGUUCAUUCAUUGAUUUCUUUAUGAGGCUUCAUUGAAAGAGUUGUUCUCAUCCUGUUAUGAAUUAUUGAUCUUAUUAAUACCAGGAAUAGAUAUAUACUUUAAGGAAAGAAAGGAGGAGGGUUACGAGUAAGUCAGGAGUAUAACAGCCAAUCGUCUCUCUCGGGUGAUUCAGACAGCCUAGCUGGUGGUGCUGUGAGAAGAAGAGAUAACCGGAGAGAUAACUUCAACAAGAGACACACGCUUGUAGGAGUGGAGAAUGCAGAAGACUUAGAGAAUCUUGCGUUACUACAACAUAAUCGUUCUCCGAACAAAGUGAAAGAGAACCCGCUAGUCAUGGAAUAUUUAAAGAGGAAAUAUCCUGAACACUCGGACAGGAUCCAAGGUCGUGCUGCAGAGGCACCCGUCAAUGGUGUAUUCUGUGAGACAGACCUUGAUAACAUGGACAACAUGGACACCAUGUCCGAGAUCAACACAGAAGCUACGGGAUUCUCUAGAGGUGGACGAUUGAGGUCCAGUAUGCCGGUCAUCAGACCAACGGUCAACAUGACCAAGGAGAGACCAUUGGGUCUCGUCUACCUCCAGUACAAGAACGAAACCAAGCGAGGGCUCAUGCCGAACGAGGUGACCGGCAUCGACACCGUGAGGGCGCUAUACGUCCGUGCUUUCCCCAAGCAGCUCAACAUGGAGAUGCUAGAGAAGCCGGUCAGAAAGAUCUACAUCAAGGAUCCAGCAACGGAAAUAUUCUACGAGCUGGAGGAUUCCAAUGAAAUAAUGGACAGGUCAGUCCUGAAGAUCUACGAGCCUGGAUUCGUGGAGGACCCCAACGCCCCGGGCCCAUCGUCCCCUCGUAGCACCACCUCCACCCCCGUGGAGCUGGACUACUACUCUGAACCAGAGGUGGACCAUCAGAAGAGGGACGUCAGGAAGAACCGCUACAACACCAUGACGUUGCCACGUAACAUGCACUUCAUGCAGACGCAGGAGGGCGAGGGCGCCAAACCGGCUCCGGCCGGAGGGAGCCUCAACCCAUCACCAGAGAAGAAACAAUCUCAGUCAAUGGAGAAUUUCCGGCGUGGGGUACCUGAACGUUCCAGUGCGAGCCUCCAGCGCCCUGCAGCCCAUACCCAAGCCUUCCAGCGCCUCACCCCUGAGAGAGCCACCCUGGGUGGUCCAGUCAGCAGGGGAGGGCCCGGUGGACCCCACCCCCACCAGGGCCCCUACGGAAGGCGGGGGCAACCCUACCCCGGCAACCAGCCCCAGCAGCAUGGGGGGAGCUCCACCAUGCCACGGAGGAUGCCCCCUCCCUCGGGGCAUGAGGGUGGGCCUGGGCCUGGGAUGGGCCCCAGACCCCAGGGAGGGAGCUCGACCAUGCCACGUCAGCACCAGAGGGGCGGCCAGGCGGUGGUGGAUGGAGGCAGUAGGCCGGGUAGUAGACCGUCUAGCGCGGAUAUGGUAUCAAGGAGCCAGAAUAGUACCCCAGUGACAAAAGUGAUGCAGAACCAGGUCAUGUCUGCCCCUAUGCCCAACGGUCACCCCAGACAGCGAGGCGCCCCACCCCAGCACCACCGGGACCAGACCCCUCCAGGUCGACCUCUAGGGGGUCAGCACGCUACCCUCCCCAGGAACGGGGCACCGGGGAUGAGGCAACCCAUCCCCAAUGGAAUGGGCCCCCAGCAUCGCGGACAGCCCCCUCUACGGAGACACGGCAGUCAUGAUGGAACUUUCAGCCAUGGCAGACCUCAAAGCGCACCAACGGUAGAUGGCGCUGUGGGACCGAGACCAGGCGUCCAUCCCGGCGCCCAGCGGCCGUUCUCGCAACCGGCCCCCCGUAUGGGCCCGGCCCAGAGACCGCAACCAGGGCCAGGGGAAGAAGGGACCAGCGAAAGGAUCUCUGCAAUGGAGCAGCAGAUAGCCAAUCUUGCCGGCAUGGUUCGUUCUGUCAUCGGGACGCACAAUGGUGCACCUAGACAAGGGCGCCCUCAACAGGAAGCCGCCCAAAGACCGCCGAAUGAUCGCCCCACCCCGCCGAUGAGGACAGACUCUGCCCAAGUGCAAGCCAGAACCCCUACUCCCCAGCAACAACAACAACAACAACAACCACCACCGCAAUCGAGAACCCCCGUCCCCCAGCAGCCACCCGCCAGACCCCCUGGCCCCCAGUCCCCCGCCAGACCCCCCGGCCCCCAGUCCCCCAGACCCUCCUCGCACCCCGGUACGGGCGUGACCGGUAGACCCGGUGUGCACCCAGGGGGCGUGAACGUCCAGCGUUGCGCCAUGGUGCUGAAACACCGCACGACAGACCUCAGAAUGCAACUCAAACAGAUCAGGAAAAUGCAUCUGAAUAUGGUACAACAGGUUAACAACAACUUCCGCUCGACCUCCCACAAGAUCCGCCUGGCCUUAGAGGGCGCCCCAGGUACCGAUAGUCAUCCAAUCAGGAACCAGCGAGCUAGAGUACAUCAAGAAUACAUCAAGUACUUGCAGACACAGGAGAUGAUUGAAAGGGAUCUGAGAAUACUGGAUGAGAAUGUGGACAAGCUUCGAGAGAAGACGAUCAACAACAGGGGCAGCGUUGAUAUGGACAGCCUGGAGCAACAAGCUCAGGUGCUGGGCAACUGCAGCAGGGGUAUUGCUGAACAGAAAGUGAAUUUCCCGGUUCUGUCUGAGAAACUGAAGACUGUUCAGGAAGGGGAGAUGGAGGUAGUAGUCAGAGAGGAGAAUUGGAUGAAACAUGAGCCCCAGAGGUUGGAUGAUCAUUUCAAGAGAUGUAAAAAGAUCACUAGUACUCUCUACACACUCAAGAGGAUGGCAGCUACAAACGACGAGCCUUACGUCGUGUCCCCCUCCUCUCCUACCAUCGCCCCCACCAUCACCCCCACGGUGACCGCAAGCAGACAGGUGGUUCGGGUUGAAAGUGCCCCCCUCCCAACAUCAUCAGAGGCCAAACGAGAAACAGUGGAAAGUUAUCAAGAUGAUAAUGUACGCCAUGACCUGCCCCACCGAUUCAGGUCACCCAUGGAGCAGGAUCAAUUUGAGCAUACGCUCUCCGGAAAGAGAGAGGAUUUGCGCCGAACGAACAACGUGGAGGCCAAUCAGACCCGCCAGCGCAACUACCUGCGUGAGCUCUUUGAUCAAGAAAACCACGACUCAAUGACGCCGAUCAUCACGCCGGAGAAGGCCGCUAAGAGGGAGGCCCAGAAAGAAGCUGCAGGGGUGCAGAAGAAAGGUCCCCCUCCCCCGCCGCCACCCAGGAAGCACUUCCCAGCAUCGCCUGCAUCUCCAGAGCAGGCCAACAAGAAGAUUUCGUGGUCGAGCUCGACGUCGACCAGCCAGCCCAAGGUGCCUAGUGAGGAAGUGGUUGUUGGGGGGAAGGUUGAGUCUGAGUCUGAGGCAGUGGUUGAGAGUAUGCCUGAGCCUGAGUCUGAGUCUCAAGCUGUGAAGGAUAGGGUGGGGGAUGAAGGAGACGGGGGUGCUGGGGGACACAAGACAUUGAGUAAUGCCUCCAGCACUUCCGCAGGCUGUCUAAUCAACGCAGUAACCGCUGCGGUGGAUCCCCCUCCAAUCACAAGCACAACCAAAGCACAUGAGACAUCCAAGUCAACCCCGUCCCUGGGUGCAACAGAAUUCACCACCCCUAAAGAAAUCAAUGGAUCAUUCCAUUCACAGACUCUGGUCACAGUUGGGAACGGGGGUGUGGCACAUUCCAAUGGGAAGGUAGGGAAGGACAAGUCACAUACCAAAAGAUCAUUCCUCAGUAGGAGUCCAUCCAAAAGUGGGCAGCAGGGUAGUAGUAGUAACAGUAGUGUGAAAUCAAAAUCUAAGAAAAUGGGCGGGGCCUUGGCAAGACUUCUAAGGCGAGAUCAUGAGAAGGGAGAUAGUUCACAAAAAGCAAACAGUCCCUCUCCAAGUGAAGUAGGGCCUCCUCCGAAGCCUCCUCGGGGUUGCAUGGACUCUCCGACCACGCGUGCAAAGAAAAUUCUGGUUACUGCUGCCAGCGAGAAUAAUAUUAAUAACAAUGCCAAGCAGAUUACCAUUCCUGAGAAGCCUGGCCAGCGGUCAGGCCAAGUGACCAAUCAGGGUAGGAUGGCCAAGUCAGCAGAGAACAUUUGCCUGUCCAGUUCUCCUGAAAAUGAUAUGUAUCCCCCAGAAGGCAUCUACAACGUCCAACGGCAGCAGAUCAUCCAGGAUCCCAAUUCUACUCAUUCCUCGCCGGUCCGAAGCCCGGUGUUUGUGUCCAUUUCUGGCCCAAGGAGAACUCAGUCAGAUUCAGCGGGUCAGUUGCCUCGGGCGUCACCCUCCAGUGUUGAAAUCAAGCGACGAGAGACUGACCCCGCUGUGAGACCAAAGACGCAUCAACCCUCUGCAUCUGCGGGGAACGAUGAGAACCUCAGGACAAUACAACUCAAAGCCCAGUAUGCCAAGCUUCGGCAGAUGCAGCUCCAGAACGUUCAAAGGGACAGGAAAGCCGUCCAGAUUCCAGACGUCAAGCAGGUGAACGGACCAAAUCCCCAACCGCUAGUCAUUGCCAUCUCCAAACCGACCAACCUUGAGGACAAUCCCACCGCUGCCACCGAUCACAACAAACCCACAGAACUUGCCCACCAUGGAAGCAGUCCAACAAAGAAAGAGAUCAAAUCACCACCUCCGGUCGCCGCCAAGCCCUCAGCCAGGAAGUCCAUCAAGACGACGACCACCACGGUGACCACGCAGUCGUACCAGCUAGCCGACGUCAACCAGGCCUUGGAUGACCUGGAGAGUCUGAUGGUCAAGGCGACGGACACCGAUGAUAUGGACGACUCUAACGUCAUCCAAGAAAGUACCCCCUCCUCACCUAAUGGUACAAUCCAGAAACCUGUGCAUGCCCAUAUCAGGUUACCACAGUCGCCGCCUCGCAGCUUUGCCACAAAGCCUAAACCACUCUCGCCGAAGGGGGAGGCAGCCAAAGUGGGAGGGAAGAGCUCCGCUUUUAAACCCAUCAAGAAAGCCAGCUUGCCCACAACGAACAGCGCAGUUGCGUCGCUGUCGAUAUCACUCUCGCAGCCCUCUAAAGCACCCUCGUCACCGAACAAAGCCGCAAAGUCCGACAAAUCGGGUCAAUCUCAGGAAACGGUAAAACCACAAAGUGAGAACAGUGCGUUGUCUGCUGUUAAGUCACCGGAUGAGAAAAGAGCCGUUAGAAUUGUCGUCACUGAGGCAGAGGCGGACAUCAAACAAACCACAGUCGGUGACGCUAAAUCCAGAGUGAAUGACGUCAACGCUAAAGAUGCGGGGGAGAAAGAGGAAUCAGAACAUUCAGACAAAGAUAUAAAUAUUAACUUAUCAGGAAAGACAACACCUACCAAAACAGAUCUCGAUUCAAGUACGCAAUCGAACGUCACAAACGGCCAUUCAGAUGGUGGCGAGCAAAAUCCUGAGGAUGAAAGAGUUAGCAAAACAAAUGUCACUGAUGUUAAUGAUGAAAAGAAGGUUGUGAAGAGCGCGGCUGUGGAUGAUUCCACAAAAUCAGACUAUGUUACCGAGAUUAAAACCACCUUCGUUAAUGGCAUUAUCGAGGAGACGUUUAUCAAUUAGCAUGAACUUAGACAGUACAAGUGAAAAGAAUAUACUAGCUACUUGGGAGUGUUUCUAAACAGUUGCAAUAAAUGUGUACUUAAUUUGCCAGUAUGGUUGAAUAUGUGUAGCAUUUUGUGUAGGAUUUACCAUCAAGGCUAUUCAUUAAUACAGGUCUUACCCAAAAUAUUGAUGUAAUCGAAAGUGUUAUUUAAGCAGAUUAUGACAGUUUUUAUCUAUAAAGAUGGUUCUCUUUUCUUGUAAAUAUGAUCAUGUUAAAGUGGUGUAAAGAUUUAUGAGAUGGUGUCCUUUAUUCUUUGUGUGAUAGCUUAAUGAUAUCCGCCGAGAGCCAGAUGGAAGUUAGGUCAUCUAUUUUUACUUUGGAUUAAAGCCAUCCUGGCUCUCAAAAGAAGAUAUCAUUGUGCUUUGUAAAUCGAUAAUCAUCACAAGUGUUUCUAAAUUGAACAAGGAGUAGCCGGUCUGUGCUGAUUUGGUAAUUUCCUGGUCAUGUAUGUACCAUAAUGUAUUCACAAAAAGCUUGUUAAUGUGCAGUACGAUUAUUUAAUAGUUAACAUUCGUAAAUAUUCAUUGUCAUUUUAAAAAGGUAUUCUGUAUAUAUGAAAUGUCCAGCUCUUUUAAAUACAUGUACAUGUAAAACCCUCUGAACAAACGUUUCACGAUGGCAGAUUGAUCCAAUUUUAGAAUUUGUGUGGUGACUUAAGAUAUUUUUUAAAGUGCCAGGUAUUUCCUCAACCCACCUUAUGAGUAACCUUACGUAAACAACCUGAAACGAGGAACUUGUUUACCUUAAGAUCCGUCUAUGGCUCUAAUUUUUCUUGAAUGUUGCGCCCCACCCAUUGUGUCAAAAUCACCUUGUUAAUAUGUACAUUGCUUUGUACAGCGGAACGAUACAAAACACAGACAAAUUCUUAAAAGAUUGAAGUUUAGCCAUUUGUGUGCCUUUUUUAAAAUGAAAACUGAAAUUUAAACCAAAAAGCAGGGAUUGUUUCUUUUGAUGUUGCAAAAAAAAAUUGAUUGAUGUACAUUAAGAGUGGAAACCAGGUCGCAUGUCAGCUCAGCACAAGCAUUCUUUUAGUUUGUAGAGAAAGACUGAAUAUGAAGUAGGCAAAGUACAUGUAGAUACACAAACAGGACAAAAAUGUGGUGCUAUAUAUAUUUUUAAAGCUAUCAAUACUGUUUUCAAGGUUGUAUGUGUGGUGUUUUAUAACAAAAUAAUCAUUUGAUAUGAUCCACUUUCAUUUCGUUUAUAGGUUCAAGUUCAGAGUCACUCUGUUGGUAAUUGAAUGAUCACAAGCGAAGGAGAUGAUGUGAUUUAAAUCGUUCAGCAUUUAUAAUCAUAACCCCCGGAAAUAUGUACAGUUUAACCUGUAUAGAAAGAUUACGAAUGGAGCAGCCCAAUAUUCACAGGUUUCAUUAGACGCGUAUUCAAUCAGAUAUUUUCAAGGGAAGUAACAUUUUUUAUAUACAGGGGGUCUUUAUAGACAGGUGGUUUUUAUAGACAGGCGGCUGCUAAACCAGGUUUGAUCUGUUUCUGAAUGGUAUCUAUUAAUCAGGCGCAUUUUAUGAAGGGUUCAAUGUCUGAUGUCUCCAAAGUUUGUUAGCAUAGAACAUAAAAUGAGAGACAGACAAGGAAGUUUGAAGGGGUUAUAAAAAGAAUGUGGUUUAUCACAAUGAAGUUUAUCACACCUCGUAGGGUUCAGAGUUCAUUCGGAGGGAAUCUAUUGGAGAUGAAUUUAGAAAGAAUGGUUUGUGUGGCAAGGAAAAUUAAAAAAUGACACUUAUUGCUAAAAAAUUAUCUUUAUUCAUACCAGUAUAUUUUUUCCCAGUCCAUAUUCUGUAUGGAUUUCUUAGCUGUACUCUCCCUGUUAUUUGUUUCUAAUUCACUUUUUGUGAUCCAAUUUUGUGUAGCAUUUAAAAAUUGCUCUUCUUUGUGAAUUUGACACCAAUAACAUGUACAAUAUUGAUUCCUUUUCAACAAGUUGUUGCGAAAAUAUCCUUUAAAGAUAUACUUGUUCUGUUCCUACACCAAGUUCAAGGUCAUUUCAUAGCAUUAUCAUUUGUUGCCUCUUUAAACAUUUUUAAUAUUGUUGUUUGAUCUCUCUCUCUCUCUCUCUCUCUCUUUUGAUCAUUAUUUGAUGGUAUAUAAUGCCCUUUUCAAACAGUAAAUGGUCUUCAUGCCAAUCUGGAACAGUAGAAAAUAUCAUGAAGUUUAAUCAUGUGUGUACAUGGUUUUCUUGCCAAACGUUUCCUUUGAAAUUAAGCCCUGAAGUUCGUUCCCCCCCCCCCCCCCCCCCCCGGAGACUUUUGUUUGUAUUCAUUUGACAUAUAUUAUCCAACUUCCGUAGAUUUAUUCUUCUUAAUCAACCAGGAAUUUGCAGUAGAUUUCCCCCUUUAAUGAAAUUGACAUUUAGAGGUGUAAUAAAUAAUAGAAUAUAAAGUGUUAAGGGUAGUCACAUGACGCGCUGAGUCACCAAAUAAUUCAUAGGCUAGUCUGAGAGGGGGUUUUCCCUUCUUUUUCCCCCUGCACAGUGCAGCAGGGACCCCCAGGCCUGAGCGAAACAUAUGUUCUCUCAGCUGAUUAAUUAAUGCUUAAUUGCUGGCAUACACGUGGGAAGGGAUUUCCCCUUGUCGCUUAAUUGACAGUUUGAGUCGUGAGCUUCAAGUCCCCUUAGAAGAGAUAAGGAACGGGGGUUGGGGGUAUUAGAGGGAACAUAGAUCGAUUGGUUGGACAGGUUCCCGUUUGUGGGUUUCCUUCACUAAAUCAUUAACAUCCCUGUAUGUUUUAUGAAGUGCUAUCACUAAAUGCAUUAAAGAUAAAGUUCUGGUCAUAUGAUUGAAUUAUAUUAAAAGAACUGACUAAUUUACAUAUUUUAAAAACAUAAAACAGGAACCAAAUAAGAUCCAAGUAAAAUGAAUUAACAGAAAAAUAAAUUAAAAAUGACAAUAGAAUACCUCUACAAAUGGGAAACCAUGGGAAUUUCAUCAAAAUAGAAAUCAAUUUGAACUUAAUUUAAAAAUAUAAAAUCUUUUACAGUAGAAAUUAAUCUUGAAAUGAAUUGAAUACUAAUUGAAAAAAGAAAACGUCGCACUUAAAUCACACAAUAUGCACACAAUAUUCAAGGGUGGGCCUGAAGACAUUACCAGUAAGUGGAAAAGGAUGUAUUUGCAAUUGAAGAAUAAGGAUAUCUAUUUCUUGGUUGGAUUGCAAUUAAGAAAACCCUGUAAUAAGGAAAGAAGUGUAAGCAAUGCAGUCGUUUCCUUUAACAUCACAUGAGGGAAGCUUUCACAACUAAUUGUUUUGGCCAAAAACGGACUUAUCGAGCUAAAAGUAGCAAAACAGGAAAUGCGAGUGUCAUGGUGAAAUCAAGAUUUCACUUGGAGUAUUGAAAGUGAGUGGGCUAUUCUCAUCAAACAAUCAAGUGUUGACAUAGACUUUUCUAUAAAUGGGUUUUGAUAUGGUUUGGAGUAAUUAAUAGUUUUGAUUAAAAUUGAGUGGGAUAAAGAACCGAAAGUAGAUAAUUUAGAGUUAAAAAUAUACUUAAACAGUUAUGCUGGAUGAUCCUGACUUAUAAUGAGUGAUUAUUUGCAAAUAAAUUAGAUGAAAAUGUGUUAUUGGGGAGAAGAAUAUUCAAAGAAAAGUAAGAAAUUGAAGUAUUGAUCCAUGUCCUAUGUUGAGCACCAGUACACAUGGUCUCAUAUUAUAGUUAAUCUCAUUUUUCAAGAGGUUAUAGUUCCUUUUCCCUGCUUUUUAAUAUUUCAAACUUGAAUCAGAACAUUUUCUACCUGAUAAACAGAUUGGAAUGACUUAAAAUCAAUUUCUCUGAAAAUGCAUCACAAAUUUAGAUAUUUAUCCUAACAAAUCUUAAUUACAUUUUGAAUAAUGGUCAAGAAUAACAAGAGAUCAGGCAUGAAUGAAAGAUAAGAAAAUUUGGAAUUAGAAUGGUAACAAUUUUGGAUGUCAAGGAUUUCAGUUACAAUUGAUCUUAAAAUCUUGCAAUUUUCAUUUUAUGCUAUAAAAAGGAAGGAAAAUCUGUAGUUUAUCUUGCUUUUCUGUGGAGUCAAUUUAGAAAGAUCAAAAGAAAGAUAGGAUGAGUUUUUCACCAAAAAGAAGCCCCUUUCAUUUGUUCAAUAUCCAAGCACACAGCUAAUUCACAUUUUUACCAGAAUUGCUUUUCCAUAAUCCAAUUUGAAGUUCUGUUUUGCUGUAUAAUACUAUUUUAAUAGGGAUUAGGUUUACUUGCUUGUAAUCUUCUUUAAAAAGAUAGAAAGAUAAGUAAAGAGUUAUUUUUUAAAAGAGAAUGAUUUUCCAAGAUAAAUGAGAUUACAUCGCAAGGCAUAAAACAAAACGUAGAAAUACAGCGUAUGAAGGAUUUAAGGAAGAUUUGGGCAUGGAUGCGAUGAGAUCUGAAUAAUGAUACUGAGUUUAUGGAAUGGAUAUAAAGGGGUUUUCCCUUUUUGAUUGAAAGAGAAAUACAAACCAAGAACAAUGAUUACAUCCUUGAUUUCAUGUUUAUCUUCAUCUGGCAACGUUAAUGAAUACGAUAAGCAUGAUCCGGGAUUUCCCCCAACGAAGCUCCGGCACUGAAAUCAAAAGUGAAGUUAAGAUCAGAGGCUUGGCACAAAUUGAAAACAAGCCUAAUGAGAUGGUAAUUGCGCCAUUGUCGCUGAAUCUCAAACAAGAUCUUCACGGAUUAUGAAUCGUUACCAUGGCAACAGCUCGGCAGCUGGAUACACGCUCUUGUAAUGACAUUUCUUGUCGGGAUUUGUCCCGAGAGGAAACGGGAAUAAAAAGCAAAGAUCUUUCAUUUGAUGUUAAUUUACAAUUUCUGCAGUGUUGCUGAUGCUUUAUGCCUCUACAAUUAGUCUUGUUAAGGACUAGAUGAAAGAAAGUUUGCUCUUAAACUGCCUAAAAAAAGCAGAUAACAUGAAUAAUGUGUUUAAUUGUGUAAAAAAAUUGAAAACAAAAUGACAUUGAUUGGAGCAAUAAGCAUGUAUUCAUUUUUAUCUAUUAAAAUGCCUUAGUAAUAUCAGCGUACCUCAAUAUAUCAGAAUCAUGCUUGGAAAUUUAUCAAAUAUUUAUUUUGUCUAUAAGAGUUAUGUCAUUACUAUAUAUCUAACAACAGCAUUAAAAUAUGUAACGGUGGCUUUGAAACGGUAAGUUUGAUAUGGCAGUAAUGUGUGAUCAGCAAUUCAAACAUAAUUGAUGUUCAACGUAAUUAGUCUUAAUAUCCGCCGUCUUUAAUCGUAAAUGGAGUGAUGGGGAGGAGGAAAUAAAGGGGAAAGUCUUGCCUUUACUGAUGCAAACAUAAAAGUGCUUGCUUUGCAUCUUUUAGUAUUUAUUAUGGAAGAAAUAAACCAUUUUAAAAUUGAUGCAGGAGCUGGAAACUUUGCAACGGUACAAAAUUGCAAAUAUUCUGUUUCAGGGCUUCACACUAAAAGGGGUCCUAAGCAUAGAGCCCCCAAAAUGAUAAUGCUAAGCCCUUUAAAAAAAUCAUACUUGAAAAGGGAGGGGACAAUGCAUACAGGCAAUGAAAAUGUCCGUCUAGACUCCCAUUAAAGAAAACAAUUAGCGAAGAGCCAAGCGGUUCGUUGGUAAAUCUCCAAUAAUCAUUAAAACUUUUGGAUAUUUCAGUCAUGCACAUUACAAAAGGAAUUUUUGCAUAUGUGUUUUAAAAUAUGAAUUGGUACAGCUACAUAUCUUUUAAGCAUUCAAGCACUUUUUCUUCUUCUAAAAGAGGAUUUGUUUCUAUAGAUUCCUUUAGUUGUGAUCAGCAUCAUCUCUUCUUAUUAGAAAUACUAACAAUCAUGCCUUUGAUAUUGAAAUAUUGACUAACUUUUUCAUGCAAUCGAUGAGUGAUUUAUUAUAAUAUGUGUAGCGGUUUAAGGUUGUUCAUGUCUUUAAAUUGUAAAUAAGUAAGACAUGUCAUGUAAUUUCUAUUUAUUAUGAUAUCAGAUUGCACAGCACAACAAAUAUACAUAAGAGAAUGUAGGUUUUGCAAAAGUUUAUUUCCUACUUCAUUUCAAAUGUUUUUGUUUUUUUCAAGUUUAAUAUUGUUUCUGUUUAUAAUGAAUCAUACAUGUAGUUACAUUUCAUUUUCGUUUGAGAAGUUUUGUUUCAGUUGUAUACCUCUUUCACACACACAUUGGUUUUCUGUGCUUACAAUUACGUUGUGAAGUGCGUGGAAGGGUGUGUUUGCACUAUACUGCAGUGAGUUAUGAAGCACACUGGAGUCGCAUGUAAAAACUCUGUCCACACUGCAUAUUGAAACGGAUUUGUAUAAAAGAAAGGGCUGUUAUGCAUUGAAUGGAAAAGUUGUUUGCUUAGAGUGAGAAGGGUGUAUGUAACAUAAUGAUUCAACACUGUUAUUUCUGGUCCUCAACCGAUGAAAUGCAUAUGUAGAGAGUUUUACGAUUGCACAUCUUAUACAUAUAUAUGUGUGGAGGUUGCAUUCUAAUAUUAUAACAUCUAUUUAGAGUCAAAAGGGCCUUAACUUUGUCUUAAAGUAUAUGAGUUAACGCCAUUCUGAAUCUAAACAAAAUAUAAUGUGUAAGUAAAGGACCUGUUCAUACUGUAGUUUUAAAGACAGUCCAGAUGCUUCCUACAGUGUUUGUCACUUUGCCAAAAUGUUCCUUGAGAUUUAGUCAGUUUUGCAUCAGUGGUGAGACACUUCAUAGAAAAGAUCACAAUUAAAAUUUGUUUUUCUGUUGAAAUAUA